This is a messenger RNA of Rubroshorea leprosula, 798 nucleotides long. The record is from the annotation of a GenBank genome assembly. NCBI's taxonomy places the organism in Eukaryota, Viridiplantae, Streptophyta, Magnoliopsida, Malvales, Dipterocarpaceae.
CGGAGAAGUCAACAAACGAGUUCCGGAAUGCCAAAUUUCGAGGAUCUUCCCAACGAUUGUCUAGCCCUUAUUAUCUCUUUAACCAGUCCACUCGAUGCCUGUAGAUCGUCGCUGGUUUCCAAAGCUUUCAACUCUGCCGCCGGUUCCGAUGCCCUUUGGGUUAAGUUCCUGCCGGCCGACUAUCAGAAUUUGGUUCCUGCAUCGCAUUCCUUUUCUUCCUUGAGGUUUCCUGAGGUUGUGGAGCUUCUUGAUGUCUGUUGGUUCGAAAUCACUGGGAGGAUUGAUAGUUGCAAUCUUUCCCCGAUGACACGUUAUCAUGCUUUCCUAGUGUUCAAAUUGGCAGCCUAUGCUAAAGGAUUUGAGAAUAAACACAUAGAUGCUUCUUUUCGACUUGGUGGAAUUCAAGUUUCAAAGCAAAUUGUGUUUGUUGAUGUAGAUGGUGGACGUGUAGCACAAAAUGGUGAGCAGUACCCAAAAGAGAGAGGAGAUGGUUGGGUUGAGGUAGAGUUGGGUGAAUUCUUCAAUGGAGGUGGAGAUCUUGAAGAAUUGGAAAUACAUAUUUUGUCGUAUGAUAGGUACGCUGUGGGCGGUCUCUUUGUUCAAGGCAUCGACAUCAGGUCAUGUUUGUAGGACAUAACGAGGUUUUCUUGUUUUUUUCUUCUAUGUAUUUUAAUUUAUGUAGGAGAAAAAUAACAUUGCAAAGCACUAAUUUUUAUAAAGAUGUCAGCUCUGUUACUAAUGAAAUUAUUAAUUUUGAUGCGAUAUAAUCUUUGCUAUAAAUAAAUUUCAUUUAUAGUU